Molecule: messenger RNA, 2960 nt
Organism: Pelmatolapia mariae (spotted tilapia)
Lineage: Eukaryota; Metazoa; Chordata; Actinopteri; Cichliformes; Cichlidae
Product: V-set domain-containing T-cell activation inhibitor 1-like
Exons: 8
Coding region: 21-1148 (375 amino acids)
Biological process (GO): T cell costimulation; negative regulation of T cell proliferation; immune response
Cellular component (GO): external side of plasma membrane
Source: RefSeq, a predicted model, not a curated record
CUCAAAACAAGCUUCAAAUAAUGACUGUCUUCAGGUUUCUUGUAGUUUUGGUGGUCUUUCAUCUGAACUUUGUAUGGAAUAUUGCCAGAGGGGAUGUUUCAGUCUCCUGCGAGUUUAAGCAAAACUGCAUCUUACCGUGUACAUUUAGACCUGGUCCUGAACUAGUCAUCCACUGGAUUCAGACAACAGGAAACAUUCAGGUCCACUCUUUCUACCACAACCAAGACAAGCUCGGAUACCAGGACCAGCGCUUCAAAGGCAGAACAUCAAUCUUUAAAGACCAAGUCUCCAGUGGAAAUGCUUCACUUCAACUGACAGGAGUGGAAUUUCAAGAUGAAGGGAGAUACAAGUGUUACACCAGUGUCACCAGUGGAAACCAGGAGUCAUUUAUCAAUGUAAUUGUAGAUGUUCCAGUCCAGAAAGUAAACAUCAACCAGGAAGGAAAUAUGAUCUUCUGCAUGUCAGGGGGAAUCUACCCUGAACCUAAACUCACUUGGUCCACAGAACCUUCAUCACCUUUGGCUCAUGUGCCAAAUCCACACGUCCAGCGUGAUGGACAACUUUACAGCAUCAGUAGUUCUCUGACACUCUUAGACAGUGAUACUGAUUUAACCUACAGCUGCACCAUCAGCACUCGCAAAAACACAAAGACAUCAACUCUGUUUAAACCAACUUCUAUCACUUGUCCUGACUCUGAAAUUACAAUCCCAUGCACCGACUCAAAUACUCUUGUAACCAAUCUCGUCUGGAGAUUCAACCACAGUCAGCUCAUUGUGACACAGAUGAAAUCCGGAGGAACUUACACAGUUUCAGAUAAAUGGAGGCAAUAUGUGAAGGAUGCUUCAAAGAUUGGCACGCUCACACUACAGAAAUUAUCUUCAGAUCAGAAUGGAAUAUACACGUGCGAACUGACUAAUGAUGACACAACACUCGUAAAAACCACAGUUCUUCAGAUUACAGAAGGACAGACAAUUAAUGUCACAGGCAUUGCUAUUGGAGUGGUUGUUGCAGUUUUGGCUUUAGCACCACUAAUAUUCCUGGUAGUACGGCAUCUAAGACGCAAUACGCAGGAGGAGCGGCAGCACCAGCGUGAGCAGCGACCGCUCAACAGUGCCUCCAAUCAGAGCGAAAAUGAAACUGGAACAUAACAUGGAAAAUAAACUCUCUGAGGCACUUUUGAGGAGCCAACUACAGUGUUACAGUUACAGACUCCAUGUAAAUGAUUGCUGCCAGCACCUUGGAAUUUUGAAAUGAUUAACCUAUACCAAUAAGACAUAACAUUAUGACCACCUGCCUAAUAUUGUGUUGCGCCACCUGUUCCUGCCAAACCAACCCUGACCCGUCGUGGCAUGGAUUCCUCUAGACCCCGUAGGGUGUGCUGUGGUAUCUGACACCAGGAUUUUAGCAAGAGAUCAUUUAAGUCCUUUAAGCUGUGGGAUGCAGUCUCCAUGGAGAUGACUUGUUUGUCCAGCACACCCCGCAGAUGAUCGAGUGGACUGAGAUCUGAGGAAUUUGGAGUCCGAGUCAAUGCUCCUUCCUUGCUCUGUAGGAGGGAGCAUUAUCCUGCUAAAAGAGGCCACACCCAUCCAAGUAUACUUUUUCCAUUAAAGGGUGUAUAUGAUCUCCAGCAGCAGGUACCAGCAGGUAGCUGGUAUGUGCCAAAAUAACACUCACAAGGAAGGCAGGGCCCAAGAUUUCCCAGCAAAACAUUGUUCAAAGCGUCACACUGCCUCCACCAGCUUGCCUUCUUAAAAGUGCAACCUGGUGCUAAGUGUUCCAAAUGUAGAUAGAAAAUGUGAUUCAUGAACUCAUGCCUCCUUCUUCCUCUGUGAUCUCUGUGAUCUAAUUCUGAUGCUCAUGUGGCCAAUGUUGUACUUUUGGCAGUGGAAAGGAGGGGUCAAUCCGACUGGUCUGCGGCUAUGCAGCUCCAUACGCACUGAACUGUGGUGCACUGUGUACUCUCACAUCCUACUGCCAGUACCAUUAUCAGACCACAUGGGCCAAAAAACCCAUAGGCUAAUCUUUGCUCCCCACAUGCAUAAAUGAGCUUUGAUUGCUCAUAACUCUGUCGCUGGUUCAUCACUGUUCCUUCUUUGAAGCACUUUUGAUAGUUCUUGCUCUACCUCAUCUCCUUGAACAAAAUGGUAUGGAAAUAUUUUUAACAUGAAGAAACACAAUGAUACACACAGAAACUGAGGGUAACUCAUGAUGUGUGACAGAAGUAAGAAAUUGUAUUUUUAAAGCUGUGUAAAAUGUGAGCAUACAUUUUAAAUGUUUGGUUUCUGUUUUUAUGUUUUAGCUUUUCUAUGAAGCACAUUGUGAUUUUUAUCUUGAAAGGUGCUAUACAGAUAAAACUUUACUUAUUUACUUACUUAUGUAAAUAGAAAUAGAAGAAAUUACAUUUUCUUUAAUUCUUCUGAAGAUUUUAAGAAAAUGUAAAUUUUUAAAGAAGUUGCCAUGAAUGAAGUGUCUGUCCUCCGACUUUCAUGCAACUGUAUUGCUGGAUAAAUGUGAUUGAAUUUAAAUAAGGUACUGCAGCUGAAUGUAUUUUUUGAUUAAAAUGAAGGUGUUUUUUUUCUUUGCUGUCCUGAAUCAGGGUUUGUAAUGUUGCUGCAAUAUUUUGAUAAAGCCGAAUGGUUAGAAUUUUUACUGUAUUCAUAUCCAUGUCCUCAUUUUAUUAACUGUACAGACAACAUUCAGAACCAUUGCUGUCAUUUGAUUUGUUAAGCUUACAUAUUUGCUAUGUAUGUAAACUGAGCAGUGAGCAGGUGAGGUGCUGCAGUGUAUCGCAGCAGCAGUACUUGUGCGAGUCUAGGUUUCUUUGUCCUGUCCAAAAAUGCAAAUAUGCUGGGUUCCUCCGACAUCCAAAGACAUGUUAGAUCAUAGGUAUGAAAGCAAGAGGAAUGAUUGCCUGGCUAAUAAUUUUUAAUGUAAAUAUACACCAAGUUGAGAGCGUCAAU